AUGAAAAAGGAGGAGCACCACCAGGAAUCGCCGCCGGACCACCAUCUUAAACUCCAACCCACGGCGGAAGAAGCAGCAGCAAUCAUCGUCCAAGAAGAAGAAGAAGAAGAGCGCGCCAGAUGCGAGUGGGACUUUAACCUCCGCGCCACCGUCUCCUCCUCCUCCACCGUCUCCGACGCCCUCGGCGUCAUCGAAUGCGACCCCUCCGACCGCCUCCUCGCCACCGGCGGCAUCGCCCGCAAGAUCCGCCUCUACCCCCUCCACCCACUGCUGCCGCCGAUUGACCACUCGGCGCCGCCGCAGCAGCUGGACCACGCGGCGGCGUGCUCCCGCUGCAUCUGCACGCCGGCCAAGCUCAGCAGCCUCCGGUGGCGGCCCCACGCCGGCGGCGCGGUGAUCGGCUGCGGCGACUACGACGGCGUCGUGACGGAGUACGACCUCGAGCGCGGGAUCCCGACCUUCGAGCGCGACGAGCACGGCGGGCGGCGCGUGUGGAGCGUGGACUACUCCACUUCCCAUCCAGCCAUCGGCGCGUCGGGAUCCGACGACGGGACCGCCCAGCUGUGGGACCCGCGGUGCGAGGGCGGGGAGUGUGUGGCUGCGGUGCGGCCCAGCGUUACCGGCUGCGCGGUGUGCUGCGUGGAGUUCGGGAGUGGGGCCGGGUCAGUUCUGGCCGUUGGAUGCGCGGACCGGAGGGUGUACGUGUACGACGCACGGAUGAUGGUCCACCCGGUGCUUAUCCUGGAAGGGCACGCCAAAACGGUGACGUAUGUGAAAUUCCUCGACGAAGCGACGCUCGUGUCGUCGGCUAUCGACGGCAGCCUGAAGCUGUGGGAUUUGAAGAGAUCCCACACGGCGGUGAGGACGUACCGCGGGCAUUCCAACAGCAGGAAUUUCGUUGGGCUUUCGGUGUGGGCCCGGGGCGGGCUGUUGGGCUGCGGGUCGGAGAACAACCGGGCGUUCGUGUACGACCGGCGGUGGGGCGAACCGAUUUGGGUGCAUGGGUUCGAGCCGGCGGGGUUUGGGUCUGACCAGCAGCAGCAUGGCGGCGGGUUCGUGAGUAGCGUGUGCUGGAAGCGAGGCGUGGAGGAUGACGGCGGGGAAUGUUGCACGUUUGUCGCCGGCGGGUCGGACGGGUCGCUGCGAGUGUUUGAAGGUACGAAGAAGAAGACGGCGGUCCUGCCGUUACGUACCGGCGGUAGGUACGUUUAG
Messenger RNA from Linum tenue, 1212 nucleotides. The record is from the annotation of a GenBank genome assembly. Lineage: Eukaryota; Viridiplantae; Streptophyta; Magnoliopsida; Malpighiales; Linaceae.